Messenger RNA from Acipenser ruthenus (sterlet), 1667 nucleotides. Its product is annotated as zinc finger protein 239-like. Gene Ontology annotation, cellular component: nucleus. The record is from RefSeq and is a predicted model, not a curated record. Bases 133 to 1269 code for a protein of 378 amino acids. The transcript is spliced from 3 exons. Lineage: Eukaryota; Metazoa; Chordata; Actinopteri; Acipenseriformes; Acipenseridae.
GAGAGAGGGGGCGGGUUUGUUUUCGCUUCGGUUCCUCACAAUAUUCUUCCCUGAAGGAGAGAGAGGAGGCCGGAGAGGCUGAAUUAACGAAAAACAAAACUGGAUUAUCCUUGUGAAAGAGAAGAUUCAACGAUGGAGCCUGUCCAUAUUAAAGAGGAGAGUCCUGUACUAGAAUCAGUCCAUAUUAAACAGGAGAGUCCUGUACUAGAAUCAGUCCAUAUUAAACAGGAGAGUCCUGUACUAGAAUCAGUCCAUAUUAAACAGGAGAGUCCUGUACUAGAAUCAGUCCAUAUUAAACAGGAGAGUCCUGUACUAGAAUCAGUCCAUAUUAAAGAGGAGAGUCCUGUACUGGAAUCAGUCCAUAUUAAACAGGAGAGUCCUGUACUAGAAUCAGUCCAUAUUAAAGAGGAGAGUCCUGUACUGGAAUCAGUCCAUAUUAAAGAGGAGAGUCCUGAACUAGACCCUGUCCAUGUUGAAGAGGAGGGUAACCAUUUUAAAACAAGCAGCUUGCAGGGCUCUCUGUCCUGUACAGAAUGUGGAAAGAGUUUCAGACAGUCACAAAACCUGAAACUUCACCUGCUAAUCCACACUGGAGAGAAACCACAUGUUUGUGCUGACUGUGGGAAGAGUUUCAUACGUUUACAACAUCUGAAACUUCACCAGCUAAUCCACACUGGAGAGAAACCGCAUGUCUGUGCUGACUGUGGGAAGAGUUUCAGAUGUUCACAAAGCCUAAAACUUCACCAGCGAAUCCACACAGGAGAGAAACCGUAUUUCUGUGCUGACUGUGGGAAGAAUUUCAGACAUUUACAAAACCUGAAACUUCACCAGCGAAUCCACACUGGAGAGAAACCGUAUGUCUGUGCUGACUGUGGCAAGAGUUUCAGAGAUUUACAAGGUCUGAAACUUCACCAGCGAAUCCACACUGGAGAGAAACCGCAUGUCUGUACUGACUGUGGGAAGAGAUUCAGUAAGUCAAGCUAUGUGAAGAGACACCAGCGGAUUCACACAGGAGAUAAACCGUAUCUGUGUAGUAAAUGUGGGAAGAGUUUCAAUCAGUUAGCUAACCUUAAAACCCACCAGUUAAUUCACACAGGAGAGAAGCCACAUCGCUGUCAUGACUGUGGGAAGAGUUUCAGACAGUCAGGUGACUUGAAAAUACACCAGCGAAUCCACAGUGGAGACGAACCACAUGUCUGUCGCAGGAGAGAACCCACAAUUCCACAUCACUGUGAAAUGUCUCUGCUGACUGUGGUGGGUUACCUGUAGGAUUCUCAGUCGGAUCUAAUCAAGUCGCUAUGGUGACGUCACCACUAAGGAGUACCAUGGCAACGUGUUCCGAACCUUCCAAGGUCCAAACGGACCCUUCCUGGCAGCCCUGCAACUUCAUACUAAAUGCAAUUGACGCUGCUUCCCAACUGAACAUGCUGAAACAAAAAUGGCGUCUUCAUUCGAACCCACACAACAGACGCUGCUUCACUCCGUCACUGUGUGUAAUGUGCGUGAAUCCUGCGUGUGCGUGUACGGAAACACACUGAAGACAGCGUGCUCAUGAAAAUAUGUGUUUCAGUGUUUGAUUCCUGCUAUACUUAUAAUUCUGAUACCUUGAUUUCUAACUUCUGUAUUCUUAUUAGUUUUGUGAGUCUUAAUAAAUGUAAUCAUUUUCA